UAAUCAAGUAGCCGACAUGAAAACACGCUUAACGCUGGCACUGACUCUGGCUCUGGCCACCAUCAGCUGCUCCUGGGGCCAGGAACUGGAACGGGAACAGGAGCAGCAGCCGCCAGCGCUGCCCAAGCGGGGCCGCUAUAUUCCCGAGCUGCACGGAGCCACGGGCUGGUAUAGGCCGGACGACAGCGGAAAGUAUCGUCACGAGCACAAGCCCUACGAUGGCGGCUACGGGGACCGGGGCGAGCCGUAUUCCUCGGAUCUGCACAGCAUCUUCCGAAAGGCCGAGGAGCAGCUGGCCGCUAGUGUGCAGGAGGCCAACGGGAACUUCGCCCUCGGCCCCCGCGAUCAUCUGCGCUUCAUGAUCGACUUCAACUACAACGGCACGGGCUGGCAGAUCAUUCAGUUCCAAUGGGUGCGCGACGGCGACGAGACCCAUCCGGACACGAAGAAAUACAGCUACAUCAACGAGAAUAAGCUGUGGGACACAGGCGUGGAGGCGGAAACGGCAGUGGCGGAGCAGCCGUAUCACUACCAGCAGCCCGAUGAGUGCCCAGAGGUGACCUGUGAGCCACCACCUGAGCAGGAGCAGCAACAGCAACAGCCACAGCCCGACGUUCAGCCUCAAACCAACAUUAAUUCCGAACAGGACCCGGACAAGAUCCAUGAGACCAUCAAUGAAGUCCUGGAGUACAUUCAACGGCGCAUCCUGCCCACUCUGCGGUGAAAAAUGGUUCGUGAAUUGCAGUGCAUUGUAGUGGGUGAUAAAUAAAUAAAUAAAUGAAUGUUUGAUAGCUCAAAUUGGAUUAUUUUUAAAUCAGAAUCGCUUGCGAAAACAA
Molecule: messenger RNA, 836 nt
Organism: Drosophila obscura
Lineage: Eukaryota; Metazoa; Arthropoda; Insecta; Diptera; Drosophilidae
Exons: 2
Coding region: 17-724 (235 amino acids)
Source: RefSeq, a predicted model, not a curated record